AUGUAUUUUGAUGGGGCUGCUCGUCAAGACGGCGCAGGUGCAGGGGUAGUCUUUGUGUCGCCAGAAAAGCACGUUUUACCUUACUCAUUUGUGCUAAAUCAGUUGUGCUCAAACAACAUGGCUGAGUACCAAGCUCUUAUUAUGGGUCUUCAAAUGGCGGUUGAAAUGGGAAUUCAAGAUCUUGAUGUUUAUGGAGAUUCACAACUCGUUAUAAGUCAACUUUUAGGCGAAUAUGAAGUCAAGAAAGAGGAUUUAAUUCCUUAUCACAAACAUGCAUCAAGAUUGCUCGACAAGUUUGACAUUGUCAAGCUAAGCCAUGUUCCAAGGAGUGCCAACAAGAUGGCUGACGCCCUUGCUGGUCUUGCAGCCACUUUGGCAUUGGUGGCAGAGGAAACCAUGUUUAUGCCUGUUUGCAAUCGUUGGGUAGUUGCACCUGAAGAAUAUGAAGUUGAAGAUGACGAGAUCGAGGAGGUUGACAUGAUCACUGUCUGCCAAAUUGACAAAGAAGACUGGCGUCAACCAAUCAUCGACUAUUUGGAUCACCAAAAGCUGCCUAAUGAUCCACGACAUCGAACAGAAUUCCGCCGUCGAGCCUCUCGUUUUGUUCUCUUCAAAGGGACUCUUUAUAGACGAUCUUUUGACAAGCUAUGGUCGAGAUGUCUAGAAGAUGAAGAGGCAGCCAAUACAAUAGAGGAAUUCCAUUCAGGGAUUUGUGGAGCUCUUCAAUCUAGUCCUAAGCUUCAUGAUUGUAUCAAAAGGGCGGGAUAUUAUUGGCCUUCAAUGGUACAAGAUUGCAUGGAGUUCGUUAAAAAGUGUGAAGCAUGUCAAUUUCAUGCAAACUUCAUUCACCAACCUCCAGAACCACUACAUCCAACUGUGACAUCAUGGCCAUUCGAAGGAUGGGGUCUUGACGUGGUUGGUCCGAUCUCACCAAAGUCAUCUGGUGGUCACGCUUAUAUACUGGCUGCCACUGGUCACUUUUCUAAGUGGGCUGAAGCUAUUCCCCUUCGUGAGGUGAAAAAAGAAAAUGUUGUCGAUUUCAUUCGCACCCAUAUCAUUUAUAGGUAUGGAAUUACUCAAAGAAUUGUCACUGACAAUGGAAAACCAUUCGUCAACAACUUGAUGGAUAGCCUUUGCCAAAAUUUCAAGUUCACACAACAUAAGUCAUCCAUGUACAAUGCUCCUACAAAUGGUCUAGCUGAAGCAUUAACAAAACGCUUUAUAAUUUGCUAA
This is a messenger RNA of Chenopodium quinoa (quinoa), 1233 nucleotides long. RefSeq lists its product as uncharacterized. The coding region runs from base 1 to 1233 and encodes 410 amino acids. The transcript has a single exon. NCBI's taxonomy places the organism in Eukaryota, Viridiplantae, Streptophyta, Magnoliopsida, Caryophyllales, Amaranthaceae. The record is from RefSeq and is a predicted model, not a curated record. Gene Ontology annotation, biological process: DNA integration. Gene Ontology annotation, molecular function: nucleic acid binding; RNA-DNA hybrid ribonuclease activity.